This is a messenger RNA of Python bivittatus (Burmese python), 1026 nucleotides long. The record is from RefSeq and is a predicted model, not a curated record. NCBI's taxonomy places the organism in Eukaryota, Metazoa, Chordata, Lepidosauria, Squamata, Pythonidae.
AUGGGGUUGUUGGGGAUUGUUACCAAUAACUCUUGUACAGCUGCUGGUUCCUCAUCGUUGGCAGAUAGCACAGAAGUUUUAGACCCAAAGGCUGAUCUGAGCAAUCUAGACAGCAUGUUGUAUCUAUUGAAAGAUGAGAUCAGUUCCACAAGGAAGAGGAGGAGAUAUCCAAGACAUGCAGCUGAUGAUGACUACAACAUUGAAGUGCUUCUUGGAGUUGAUGAUUCAGUUGUACAGUUCCAUGGGAAGGAACAUGUUCAGAAGUAUCUUCUGACCCUGAUGAACAUUGUUAAUGAAAUCUAUCAUGAUGAGUCCUUAGGUGCCCAUAUUAAUGUUGUCUUGGUAAGAAUCAUCUUGCUGAGCCAUGGGAAAUCCAUGAGUUUAAUUGAGAUUGGCAACCCCUCUCAAAGUUUAGAGAAUGUGUGUCGUUGGGCCUACCUACAACAAAAACCUGAUACUGCACAUGCAGAGUAUCAUGAUCAUGCAAUUUUUCUCACAAGACAGGACUUUGGGCCUUCUGGAAUGCAAGGCUAUGCUCCAGUUACUGGCAUGUGUCAUCCAGUUCGAAGCUGCACGCUUAAUCAUGAAGAUGGCUUCUCCUCAGCAUUUGUUGUAGCCCAUGAAACUGGACAUGUAUUAGGCAUGGAACAUGAUGGGCAAGGGAACAGAUGUGGGGAUGAAGUUCGGAUGGGAAGUAUAAUGGCGCCGCUGGUCCAGGCUGCAUUCCAUCGCUUCCACUGGUCUCGCUGCAGCCAACAGGAGCUGAACCGAUACCUGCAUUCCUACGAUUGUUUGCGCGAUGAUCCCUUUGACCAUGACUGGCCCUCCCUUCCUCAGCUGCCAGGACUCCACUACUCCAUGAACGAGCAGUGCCGCUUUGAUUUUGGUUUGGGCUACAUGAUGUGCACAGCUUUCCGCACCUUUGAUCCUUGCAAACAGCUGUGGUGCAGUCAUCCUGAUAACCCCUAUUUCUGCAAAACAAAGAAAGGACCUCCAUUGGACGGAACGAUGUGUGCUCCUGGAAAG